Molecule: messenger RNA, 1032 nt
Organism: Fraxinus pennsylvanica
Lineage: Eukaryota; Viridiplantae; Streptophyta; Magnoliopsida; Lamiales; Oleaceae
Source: the annotation of a GenBank genome assembly
AUGGCUGAACAAUUUGAGAUGCCGCGAGUGAAACUCGGAACCCAAGGACUUGAGGUAUCGAAGCUAGGCUAUGGUUGUAUGGGGCUUACAGGUAUCUACAAUAAUCCCGUCCCUGAGGAGGAAGGAAUUGCAAUAAUCAAAGAGGCAUUCAGCAAAGGCAUCACAUUUUUUGACACAUCGGAUAUUUAUGGCGCGAACAAUGCCAAUGAGUACUUGGUUGGGAAGGCACUAAAGCAACUACCUCGAGAACAAAUUGAGUUAGCUACAAAGUUUGGUAUAGCGGGAGGUGAUGCUUCUGGAGUUAUAAUAAAAGGUUCACCUGAAUAUACUCGCUCUUGCUGUGAGUCUAGCCUGAAGCAUCUCGGCGUGGACUAUAUUGAUCUUUACUACAUACAUCGAAUUGAUCAAACUGUGCCUAUUGAAGAGACGAUGGGAGAACUUAAAAAACUAGUCAACGAAGGUAAAAUAAAAUAUAUUGGAUUAUCUGAAGCUAGUCCGGACACAAUAAGGAGAGCUCAUGCAGUUCAUCCUAUUACUGCUAUACAAAUGGAAUAUUCCCUUUGGACUCGUAACAUCGAAGAAGAAUUUAUUCCACUUUGCAGGGAACUUGGGAUUGGAAUAGUUCCAUACAGUCCCGUAGGUCGAGGGUUUUUUGCUGGGAAGGCUGUAGUGGAAAGCUUGCCUCAAAAUAGCUCAUUGGAACAUCACCCAAGGUUUACAGGAGAGAACUUUGAAAGAAACAAAGCCAUUUAUAUCCGUAUAGAAAAUUUAGCUAAGAAGCAUGGAUGCACUCCUGCUCAACUUGCGGUUGCAUGGGUUCUUCAUCAAGGAGAUGAUGUUGUACCUAUUCCAGGUACAACCAAAAUAAAAAAUCUUCACGAAAAUAUUGGUUCUGUGAAAGUGAAGUUUACAAAAGAUGAUUUGAAAGAGAUCUCAGAUGCAGUCCCCUUUGAUGAAGUGGCAGGGCAAAAAACUACUGAGGUUCUUCAUCGAAUCUCAGCGAUAUAUGCCAAUACCCCACUCCCGAAAUGA